CACACCUGUUCUGAACCGACCCUCCCACCUCCAACUUUUCACUCUCCGCAUCCCGUCUCCUCCAGACUAGAAGAGCUUCAGCAAACAUGGGUAACAUGGUGACAGAGAUCGUUGCCUUCCUCCUGACCAUUUCAGGCUGGAUCCUGGUGUCCUCCACCCUGGCUACAGACUACUGGAAGGUGUCCUCUGUGGAUGGGACUGUCAUCACCACAGCGACCUUUUGGUCCAACCUGUGGAAAACCUGUGUGACCGAUUCCACAGGUGUAUCUAACUGCAAGGACUUCCCAUCAAUGCUGGCUCUGGACGCCUACAUCCAGGUCUGCCGAGGUCUGAUGAUCGCUGCAGUGUGUCUGGGUUUCUUUGGCUCCAUUCUGGCCUUAGUAGGAAUGAAGUGCACAAAACUAGGAGGCACAGAGAGCACUAAGGCUCGACUGACUGUCCUCUCUGGCUGCCACUUCAUCCUCAGCGGAUUAUGCUGCAUGACCGCCUGCUCCAUAUAUGCUCACAGAAUCACAACGGACUUCUUUGACCCGCUCUUUGUUGCUCAGAAGUUUGAGCUGGGAGCAGCUUUGUUCAUCGGCUGGUCCGGAUCUGUGCUGUGUAUCUUAGGGGGACUUGUGUUCUGUCUCUCCAUGUCCGAAGGCUUCAUUGUCAGAAGUGAAUGCUUAUACAGCGGCACUGCAUCAUUUGUGACAGCGUGUAACAAGGACAAGAAGACAGACAAGAGCGUCCACAAAGAACAAGCUAAGCCUUCCCGGCAAUUUGGAAGAAACGCCUAUGUGUGAAAUUGGACAAGCUUGCUCAUUAUAAAUGAAUGGAUUCUUUCAUUUACCACUUUGCU
Molecule: messenger RNA, 841 nt
Organism: Thalassophryne amazonica
Lineage: Eukaryota; Metazoa; Chordata; Actinopteri; Batrachoidiformes; Batrachoididae
Gene: cldn10a
Product: claudin 10a
Exons: 5
Coding region: 87-785 (232 amino acids)
Biological process (GO): bicellular tight junction assembly; cell adhesion
Cellular component (GO): bicellular tight junction; plasma membrane
Molecular function (GO): structural molecule activity
Source: RefSeq, a predicted model, not a curated record